Jaculus jaculus (lesser Egyptian jerboa) is the source of this 4653-nucleotide messenger RNA. RefSeq names its product interferon regulatory factor 2 binding protein 2 (gene Irf2bp2). NCBI's taxonomy places the organism in Eukaryota, Metazoa, Chordata, Mammalia, Rodentia, Dipodidae. Gene Ontology annotation, molecular function: transcription corepressor activity. Gene Ontology annotation, biological process: regulation of transcription by RNA polymerase II. The record is from RefSeq and is a predicted model, not a curated record. Bases 5 to 1777 code for a protein of 590 amino acids. The transcript has 2 exons. Gene Ontology annotation, cellular component: nucleus.
GGACAUGGCCGCGGCGGUGGCGGUGGCGGCCGCGUCCCGGCGCCAGUCGUGCUACCUGUGUGACCUGCCCCGCAUGCCCUGGGCCAUGAUCUGGGACUUCACGGAGCCCGUGUGCCGCGGCUGCGUCAACUACGAGGGCGCCGACCGCGUGGAGUUCGUCAUCGAGACGGCGCGCCAGCUCAAGCGGGCGCACGGCUGCUUCUCCGAGGGUCGCUCCCCGCCCGGGACCGCGGCGCCCGCCUCCGCCAAGCCGCCGCCGCUCUCGGCCAAGGACCUCCUCCUGCAGCAGCAGCAGCAGCAGUUGGGCCACGCGGGCCCCGAGGCCGCGCCGCGCGCCCCGCAAGCGCUGGAGCGAUACCCGCUGGCCUCGGCGGCCGAGCGGCCCCCGCGCCUGGGCUCCGACUUCAGCGGCCGCGCCGCCGCCGCCGCCGCCGCGGGCCUGGCCCAGCCGCCCUCCACGCAGCCGCCGCCCGUCAACGGCAUCCUGGUCCCCAACGGCUUCUCCAAGUUGGAGGAGCCGCCCGAGCUGAACCGCCAGAGCCCGAACCCGCGGCGCGGCCACGCGGUGCCCCCCACGCUCGUGCCGCUCAUGAACGGCUCGGCCGCGCCGCUGCCCGCCGCGCUCGGUCUCGGGAGCCGCGCCGCCGCCUCGCUGGCCGCCGUAUCCGGGGCCGCGGCCGCCGGCCUGGGCUCCGCGCAGCCCGCCGAGCUGGGCGCGCACAAGCGGCCGGCGUCCGUGUCCGGUAGCGCGGCCGCGGGCGAGCACGAGCCCCGCGACGCCAAGGAGAAGCAGCCGCCGCCGUCCGCGCACCGGGGCCCGGCCGACGGCCUGUCGAGCGCCCCGGGCGCCUCCGACCUGACCGCGGAAGGCGCGGGCAAAGGCCGCGGGCCCUCGGAGCAGGACUGGGUCAACAGGCCCAAGACGGUGCGCGACACGCUGCUGGCGCUGCACCAGCACGGCCACUCGGGGCCCUUCGAGAGCAAGUUCAAGAAGGACCCGGCCUUGACCGCAGGCAGGUUGCUGGGGUUCGAGGCCAACGGGGCCCACGGGUCUAAAGCAGUUGCAAGAACAGCAAGGAAAAGGAAACCUUCUCCAGAACCCGAAGGCGAAGUCGGCCCCCCUAAGAUCAAUGGCGAGACCCAGCCCUGGUUGUCCACUUCCACAGAAGGGCUCAAGAUCCCCAUGGCCCCCACGUCCUCUUUUGUGUCUCCACCACCCCCUACUGCCUCUCCUCAUUCCAACCGGACCACACCGCCUGAAGCGGCCCAGAAUGGCCAGUCCCCCAUGGCAGCCUUGAUCUUAGUAGCAGACAAUGCGGGAGGCAGUCAUGCCUCAAAAGAUGCCAACCAGGUUCACUCCACCACUAGGAGGAAUAGCAACAGUCCACCCUCUCCAUCCGCUAUGAACCAAAGAAGGCUUGGCCCCAGGGAAGUGGGGAGCCAGGGGGCCAGCAGCGCAGGAGGACUGGAGCCUGUGCACCCCACCAGCCUCCCAGACUCCUCUCUGGCCACCAGCGCCCCCCUGUGCUGCACCCUGUGCCACGAGCGACUGGAAGACACCCACUUCGUGCAGUGCCCAUCGGUCCCAUCCCACAAGUUCUGCUUUCCUUGCUCCAGACAGAGCAUUAAACAGCAAGGAGCAAGUGGAGAGGUCUAUUGUCCCAGUGGGGAGAAAUGUCCUCUGGUGGGCUCCAAUGUCCCCUGGGCCUUUAUGCAGGGGGAGAUUGCCACCAUCCUCGCUGGAGAUGUGAAAGUGAAAAAGGAGAGAGAAUCAUGACUUUUCGCUUUCAGAAAAGCCCAAGAUUACCCUUAAACUGCUUGAACUGUAUAUAUAUCUCCACAUAUAUAUAUAUAUAUAUAUAUACAUAUAUAUAUAUCCAAGACAAGGGAAUUGUAGACUUCAUAAACAUGGCUGUAUAAUUUUGAUUUUUUUGAAUACAUUGUGUUUAUAUUUUUGACAACAAAAGGUAUGUACUUACAAAGGCAUUUCCUCUUUUUGUUACCGUUAUUAACCUAUCAUCUGCUUCACUGUCUGGUGACAGUUGCCCUACUGUUUAGGCUGUGACUUGGCUGGGUUUUUUGUUUGUUUGUUUGUUUGGGGUUUUUUUUUGAGAGCACUUGACAAACAAAUGCUUCUAGCUGUGUUUGUAUGCACUUAUUUUAAAAAGAGAAAAAAAAAGCCAAAUACAUUUUCUGACAUUGUAAGAUGGCCUUACUGUCAUUCCUUACUGCUGGUCUCUCAGGCUGCAGGCCAGUUCGUUAGGAAGGAAAGAGUGGGUGAAAGGGGGCUACUUGUUGAGUGGGCAUCCUGCUGAGAAAUUUCACCACGUUGACCCCCAAACAAGUCUUCCCACUGGGUAGGGAAGUAGCGUGUGAAGUUGUUUUGUUCCUACUGCUCAGUUCUUGGGAUCUUGAUGGUCAGAAUUUUUUUCAGGGUUGUGUGGUUCGGGGUUUGGGAGAAUUUUGUUGUUAAGGCAAAGUUGACCUCGGCUUACUCUGUCCACGUGGCGGGUUGUAAGGUUUCAGUGCUGCCUUGCUCGUUGGUUGCCUGAAGUGCCCUUGUUCCUGCGGUGGUAAGGGGCGGUGCGUGUGUAAGAUGGCCUCAUCUUCCAGCAGCGCCUCCUCGAUCUUGUCUUUCUAAACACCCGGGAGCUCUGUCUGUCACUGCUGUCAUUUCCUGUGAAAGAGUUGCAGGGGUCUUAAGUUGUGUCCUGGUGAACUUGGACCACGUGGGAUUGGUUUCCUUUCUGUUCCGUGUUUUUCUUUCUUUUUUUUUUUUUUAAUCAUUUGCCUGUCAUGCUUCUGUAGCUCCUAGAGCUGACACCAUACCUACACCCUGCUCUAGCCAGUGCUAAACCCAGGAUGGUAGUGACAGUCAUGAGCGCUGCCUGGGCGCCCUGUAGGGUGUCACUGACAAUGAGUGUGGGUGGAGGAGAUCUGCAGUUUCCUUCUUACAUGUAUCUGAAAUACAAAGUGAAUAAUACUGUUCUGGGGGAAAAAAAAAAAAUGAUUAAUCAGUGAAAACAUUCAAGUGAAGGAUUUUUACAUAAUUGGCGGGCCCCACCUCCAACUAUUUUUAGAAGUCUUUUGUAAACUAAUUUCUUUUGAUCAUUGUUUUGCAUUGGUGGGAUGAAUUUUUAUUAAAAGGAAAAACAAUAAAUCAUCCGUUACUAGAAGCAGUUGUCCCUCAGUAAUGCUGUUUUUUUUUUUUUUGUUUUUUUUGCGCUGUUAGGAGUUGACAUUGACAGGACCACGACUUUAAACGCUUGUAUGUUUAGAUGUGUACAACUUGGCCUUACAGGGCUGAAUCAUGGCUUCCGAGUGUGCUGUGAUUUGUGCAGACCGGUCACAGCCUAGUUUCUGUUUUAAUUUGAAAAUCUAGAUGAUCACCCGUCUCAGGUUCUUUUUUUGCUUAUGUAUCUUUAAAAAAUGGUUCAAAGUGUUUUUUAGUGCUCAAGUUUCUAAAAUUUGAGAGUCAUACUGCACCGAAGACAGUAUUUUCGGAUGUUUUCCGCCUGGUGCUGUGUAGACUUGUGUUGUCAUCACUGUGUGCUCCAGUCUUUCGUGGUGAACCAGUUUGUCCUAUUGCUGUAAUUGGAGUGUCUCUGACUCAGGUCAGGCUGGUCUCUGAAGUGAAUGUGUACUUGGAGAAGGCUGUCAACUUCACAUGCCCCUAAAGACGGUUGUGAAGAAGCUGACUAUUAUGGGCUGUUAUAGAAAUGUGUUCCUAAGCACUUUAUGAUAAACUGGAAUUUGACCUCAUAGAUGUUUCAACUAGAUCAGUCAUUUGACCUAAUUUGUGGUGGUUGUCUGUAUCUCGUGAAAUCUUAACGCAGAUAAGCUCUCCAAAAAAAGAACACAGAACCAUUCUGCUGAGGGGGAGAGAAGUCUGCCCAGCUGUGGAAAAGGCCACCUGUGGUUUCUCUGCUGGUGGCCAAGGGGGCAGAACUUCAGGGCUUUAAAGGGCUGUAUACUGUAGUUGCUACUAUUAGAAAAUAAGGUUGUGCACAGCUGUCCAGCACUGUGUGGCCUUUGGGGAAUAAUGCUUGAACCCAGAAUAUGUUCAACUGGGUGUUUGUCCCACUCUCAACCUUGGUUGAGCUCUUGUCCCUGAUGACAGCGGAAGAUUCUCCUCAGCUUGGAUAAGCUUGUCAGAGAGCUACUUACUGUGCCUGGGCAGCAUCAGAUUUCAAAUCUUACUCUCAGCUGUGGUCUCAUACUCAGAAUAUUAGGGAGUGGGAUAUCAAGCCACCCCUCCCCCCUUUUAUUUGCUUCAACUGUUUCUAGAAUUUAACGGAGAGAUAGAUGGUCUCUCAUGUGGCCUCACAUUUAAAGUUAGGAGAACGUACACAUGGUUUACAACUUUCACUAUAUACCUUUCCUUGACCACCAAGUAUUUUUAAGAAUGUGCCACCUUUUAAUCUUUCCUGUCUUGUCUUUUUUUUUUUUAAGUUGAAGGUGAUACUUUUUCUACCUAGGAUGAAACUCAGUGAACUGAAGUAAGUGUAAGCUUAGCUGUCUAUCAGCUUUAUUCUAUUUUAAAAUCACACUCUGGAAACAUCACCUGCAUUCUGUCAUUUGUCAGAUUUACAGUACUUUUUUUUCCCCUUUAAACUUUUAGUAUUAAAUAAAAAUAAAAUUGGGAGCACUGAA